Molecule: messenger RNA, 381 nt
Organism: Knipowitschia caucasica
Lineage: Eukaryota; Metazoa; Chordata; Actinopteri; Gobiiformes; Gobiidae
Source: the annotation of a GenBank genome assembly
AUGACCUUUCUUCGUGUGGCCAACAAACAGAGAAGAAAUGGGCAAAACCGAAGACGACUUCGCCGCUAUUUUGCCCUGAUUAAUCUGUUUACGAGUGGCCGUGCACUAACCUACUGUAGGAUGGACAGGAAUGUACCCAUCCUGCGCUUGUGGUUUGACGUGGAGUUGGAACUCAUCCGGGACUUCAGACUGAAACUCAAGGACAGCAUUAUUGACUCUUCUAGCCCUUUUUUGGGAGAUGGGGUGGUGGGUGCUUUAGGACCUGGUGGGGAAGAAGUAGACGGGCCUGCCCGUGUGGCUGGCAUCGGUGUUGGCGGGGCUGUGUCUGCAGUAGUGGAAGAUGGAUCCGGCUCCUCCAUGGGAGGUUCAACAAUGGCCUAG